Solanum dulcamara is the source of this 826-nucleotide messenger RNA. RefSeq names its product thioredoxin-like 3-1, chloroplastic. The transcript has 5 exons. Lineage: Eukaryota; Viridiplantae; Streptophyta; Magnoliopsida; Solanales; Solanaceae. Gene Ontology annotation, cellular component: chloroplast stroma. Bases 114 to 674 code for a protein of 186 amino acids. The record is from RefSeq and is a predicted model, not a curated record.
AAAAUAUCUACUUGUAAAUGAAUUAAAAAAAAAGGAAAUAAACCUCACUGACCCAAAUGUCUAAUCCUUUUUUAUACAGUCACCUCUUUUCUAGUACCAAGAACUUCUAAAAGAUGUCAAUUUUAGCACCAAAUUCCCAAAUUCUGUACAGAGAAAUCCACAAUAGAGAGCAGCAGCAUCUGUUUUGGAACAGUGGAGGAAAUCUAAAUAUUGUAAAAUCAUAUGGAUUUUGCUUUGUUGAUAAAAGAAGAGGUGAUUGUAAAAAGGAAAUAAAAAGAGAGUAUAGAAUUCAUGCCUCUUGGGCAGAUUUGUCAAGACCCAGUACUGUUGAGAUGCAGCUCAUUGAGAAUAGUGAACAACUUGACCAGAUUUUAGCUUCUGCUAAAGAGCUUUCACAACCCAUCAUCAUUGAUUGGAUGGCUGCUUGGUGCCGGAAAUGCAUAUAUUUAAAGCCUAAAUUGGAGAAACUUGCAGCUGAGUUUGAUACCAAACUCACAUUCUACUAUGUGGAUGUCAAUAAAGUGCCACAAACUUUAGUGAAGAGAGGAAACAUCUCAAAAAUGCCAACAAUUCAGUUGUGGAAAGAUGGGGAAAUGAAAGCUGAGGUGAUUGGAGGACACAAAGCAUGGCUUGUAAUUGAAGAAGUGAGAGAAAUGAUCAAAAACUUUGUAUAGUUAUUACUAGUCCAACAAAAAAUUUCUUUUGCUUUGGCCAAACUUUGACAUCAAGUUGUAUAUUCAGCAAAGGGCAUUUCAAUAUGUACAGUUGUUACAAAGGAUCCUUUUGCAUUAUCAAAGAUGGUGAAUUGGUGAUGUUGGAACUUAAA